This is a messenger RNA of Rotaria sp. Silwood1, 1848 nucleotides long. The record is from the annotation of a GenBank genome assembly. Lineage: Eukaryota; Metazoa; Rotifera; Eurotatoria; Philodinida; Philodinidae.
AUGCCAUUAACUGAUCAACAAUUACGUCAAGAAUUACUUAGCUAUGGUGAAACUGUUCCACCAAUAACACAACGUAAUCGUGAACAACUUCGUGCUCGACUUGAGCUACUUCGAUCACGACCACGUUCACCAGCUAAAAGUUCACCAACACGUACGCGUACAAAUGCAUCUACAAUACGUUCACGUCCUGGACGUGGUUUAAUUGAAUUAAGUGAUUCAGAAACAGAUACAUCAUCCAAUGAAUAUUCGACAUCACGUCGAACAGGACGAGACACAAAUAUUCAAACACGUUCGAUUGCUGUAGGACGAGAUUCAGAUCGAUCAAAUGUAUUACCAGUAUCAAAUGUGGCUGUUGAUGUUGAAGAAUCAAUUGCUCGUCAUCGUCGUGAAAUUCAACAAUUGAUUGAUUCAGCACGUGAUAGAACUCGUGCUGCAAAUGCAAGUAUAGCAUCUGGAAAAUAUGAACCAUCAACAACAACAUCUAUUCGUCCAAAUUCCAUAACAUCAUCUCGUCAUGCAUCAUCAAUUAAAACUGAUCUGAAAAAACUUAUAAAACAACCAUCAUGGUUUAAUCAUUCACGACAAAAAGUUGAAUUAUUUUGGAAAACAAAUAAAGAUAUUAUUGCAAAUAUAGUCAAAGCUUUAAUUGUUGGUUUAGUUAUUGCUUGUGGACUUAUUAUACUUAAAAAUAAAUUACCAGAUCUUAUUCCACAACAGAGAGGAAUUACUUGUACUCCUGAUAAUGCCACUGACUGUGAGGAUAUGAAACCAAUAAUGAAUUCAGUACUAAAAUUUCUUCAAACUCGAACUGGUGAAGUCGAUUGUGGUUUUCGUAAAAAUAGUGAUCUUUAUGUGAAAAAACCUGAAAUAGAUGAAUAUUUAGAUAAAAAAGGAUUUAAAUUUGAAUUGGGUCCCGAAGCACGAUGGAAAACAUUAAUUACUUAUAUAGUCGACAAACCAGUAGAUGAUAUCGAAGUAUAUGAUAAUCAAAAUCGACCAGUGAACAAUGUUAAUGAUGCAUAUAAAUUGAAGGCAACAGAAGGAAUUCAUUCAUUAUUAUGUCGUACUCGUCGAACUGUUCAUUCAGCAAUGCAACAUUUAGCUUGGCUUGUAAUAGGUACAAUUGCUUUUCUUACAUUAGGUUGGUUUUUUAAACGACGUUCAAAACAACGUGAAGAAAGUGAAAAUACAUAUAAAAAUUUAAUAAAUGAAAUAAUAAAUUUACUUGAAAAUCAAUAUGAAGAACAUUUACAUAAUCCAGAAGUAAAACCAUGGCUUGCUAUAAGUCAUAUUCAUGAUAUGCUUAUUCCAACACAAGAUCGUAAACGAUUAAAAAAUCUUUGGGAACGAGCUCAAAAACAAAUAACUCAACAUGAAUCACGUAUACGUGCAGAAACACAAUUAAUUCAUGGUGAAGAAUUUGAAGUUUGGAGAUGGAUACAACCACGUUCAUCUAGUCCAUCGCCAACAAGACAAAAACGAACAGAAUCACCACAUAGUUCUAAUGAAGAAAGUUAUGUUUUCAUGCCACCUGAUAUUGGUCUUACAGAAUGUCUUAAAUUACGAAAUUUCUUUGAUCCACAUGGUAUUACUGAUGAUGAUGAAAUUGAUCUAGUUGUUGAUAGUAUUCAAAAUCGUUGUGCGACAGUUAAAAGAAUUGAACAUAUUGGUAUAAAUUCAAUAUUUGUUUACUUAAAAUUUUCAUCAAAGGAAGCAGCUGCUCAAGGUUUUCAUUUACUUAAUAAUUGGAAAUAUCAUGGUCGUGAAAUAAUUGCUAAAUAUCUUCGUCUUGAACGUUAUCAUGAACAUUUCCCUGAAGCUCGUGAGAGUGGCUCAACAAAUAAUUAA